Molecule: messenger RNA, 2400 nt
Organism: Penicillium nucicola
Lineage: Eukaryota; Fungi; Ascomycota; Eurotiomycetes; Eurotiales; Aspergillaceae
Exons: 4
Coding region: 1-2400 (799 amino acids)
Molecular function (GO): protein dimerization activity
Source: RefSeq, a predicted model, not a curated record
AUGUCUGAUUCCGAAGUAUCAAGGAGCCAAUAUGACGCAUCUCAGUUCGCCAACCCAUUCAUCGAUUCAGACUUUCCACAAACAGAUGAAUCCUCAGACGUGCUGAGUAGUCAGAGCAUAGCACAUUCGACUCCUGUCUCAGACACUCCCCCUUCCCCUCGAUAUCCUCGUGCCCCCGACUUACUACAGCGCGUCGGCAAACUCUUUCAACCAUCUUAUAUUCUCUACAACUGCGACAAAACCGAUCCCAUGAUGGAGAUGUCUCAGAUACAGUUUGUGAAAUGGUGGCUAAUGACUGAGUUUGGCAGCAAGAAAGAACUGCAGAAAUCUAUUAGAUGGGAUACUAUACUGAAAAAGUCUGAUGUUUGGAGCUCAUUUGAUCAGGUUGCAAAUGCGCGGACUGGCGAGCCCAAGGUUAUGUGCAACCGCUGUCAAAGUGUGGUUGUUCACCCAAGGUUUAAUCGUUCUGGUCCCUCUCCCAUGAAGAACCAUCUUAAUACAAGCACAGAAUUCAGCCAGACAUCCCUUCAGAAGAAGAUCCUCAAGUUUAUCACGACCACCCGUCUCCCAUUCCGCACUGUUGAGCACCCGGAGUUCAAAGAGCUUCUGCAAUGCACCAGGCUCGCCACAUCAGAGCUCAAUAUCCCGUCCGCCCGCAGUUUGAAACGUCUUUUAGAUAAUGAAGUCCAGGCACAGCAACAGAGCGUGCUCAGUAAGCUUCCACCUGGAAGCUCUCUCUCUAUUGCACUUGAUUGCUGGACCUCUCCGUUUGGCCAGGCAUUUAUGGCCAUCACUGGAUACUUCCUCGACCAGGACUGGAAUUACUGUGAGGUUCUUCUUGGAUUUGAGCAUAUCCAAGGAUCCCAUACUGGGACUCAGCUAAGUGAGACUGUUAUCCGAAUCUUGCAAGAGCAUGGUAUUACCGACCGAGUAUUAUCAAUAACAACUGAUAAUGCAUCAAAUAACAACACAAUGAUUCACGGUGUUCAAGAGAUGGUUCAGUCCCAGGCUCUUCACAAUACCUCUGUUUUCCGAGUACCAUGCAUUGUGCACGUUAUACAACUUAGCCUGAAAGACCUCCUUGGAAAGAUCAAAGCGAACCCAAAGAAUGCAGAGGCCGAGUCAGAGUGGUCAGAAGAACGUACGAAGUCGCUACAGUCCGCUCCAGGUUACGCUUCAGGGAAUAUCGUGGCUACUUUGAAGAAGAUUCGAGAGCUCGCUGUAUUCAUUACCGCUAGUCCUCAGCGCCGAGAGGCUUUCCGGGCGCUUCAAACAAUAGAGCCCAAGCUUCUACCGAUUCAGGAUGUCCGUACACGCUGGAAUUCUACUUUCUUAAUGCUCGAACGUGCCAAGAAACUACAGCGAGUCUUCAACCAGUACUGUUCAACCCACCAAUACGUUCAAUUUCAGCUCGGCCAAGAGGAAUGGCGCCAAGUGGAGUAUCUCCUUUUGGUCACAAAGCCUUUCUUUCAUUACACCAAGAUCUUGUCCAAGACUCAAGAUGUUACUGUUCAUUCGGUCUUCAGCAUCUAUAAGGAGCUCUUUAACCAUCUUGAUGAUGUUGCGGAGUUACUAGAACGCAAGACUGUCCCUUGGAAAAAGAGAAUGCUUCAGGCACUACAGGCAGCGAAACAGAAACUCUCAAAGUACCACAGAGCGACCGGCAGUGAAUCGUUUGGCACAGUUUAUGCAAUUGCAACUAUUCUGUGUCCAUCGAAGAAGCUUCGGUUUUUUGAAGGCGAUGACUGGAAAGAGAAAAACGAGAAGGGAGAAGAUAUCAAUUGGAUGGAGAUCUAUCGGGAUAAACUACAGAAGGAAUUUGACCAAUAUCAACAACGCAUAACCCGCCGCAAGGAGCCCUCUCAAGCCCAAGUCUCUCAAGAAGUGGACGAAGAGGAGCUUGAUCUGAUGAUGGAUUUGCACGCUUCACACAGUGAAAUUGACCGACCGGAGGAUGAGAUCACACGAUAUCUUGCACAGGGUCUUACCAAAGGAAAGCCAAGGGUGUUCUGGAAGGAGCAUGAGCAUGAAUAUCCAGUGCUUGCAGCGAUGGCGCGGGAUAAUCUGGCAACACCUGCUAGUGGCGCUGGUGUUGAGCGGCUCUUCAAUUGUGCUCGUGAUGUCUGUCACUAUCGCCGGGGGCAGCUUAAACCAGAAACCAUCAGGUCUCUAAUGCUUCAUCUGUUCGCAUCAAAGUUCGAGCUUCAACAAACCGAGCUCGAGAUGAUCAAGGAGUAUCUCUCUAGCGGAGAGGUUGCCAUACUCGAUCAGACAUGGAAACCAACUCCGUCGCUUCACGAUAUCGAGCCGAUCAGUGAAAACGAAGAAGAUAGUAACCAAGCGGAGGAUAGAUCGGAUGACUCAGAAAAUGAUUUGGGAUAUAGUUAUACAAUUAAGUAG